GUUGUUAAUGAUGUCGUUGAUUUAAUGGCCGCGUAUUGGCCAUGGAUAUAUUUAUGUUGUGUAUGUAUGUAUCGCGUAUAAAAUUUCAACUACAACGAUGAUAUCUUUUUUUUUAAUGAUCAUCAUCAUCAUGAUGAUGAUGACAAUUUUGAAUGAUUUCCCAACAUUAUAAAACAGUAUAAUAAAUCAAUUUUUGUUUUUUUUUUGGACCAUGAUCGUUGUUGUUUUUGUUGUUGCUACUACUACUACUACUACGUUUGCUUAGAUGAAAGAUGAGAAAUCUAAAUCUAAACAUCCAUUAUUAUUAUUGUUGUUGUUGUUGUUGUUUUAUCAUUUAUGAAAUUCAUCGCAAUCAUUGACCGAUUCAAGAAUAAUCCUCAUCAAUUGUUGUGUUUUCAAUUGAAAUCACAGAUAAUGAUGUUCAAUUCAUUCCAUUUUUUUAUUCAUUGUGAAUACUAAUCAUUAUCAAUUUCAUUGUUAAACCAACCACCAGCUACAAUCAACAAGUCGUAAAUUAUAUUAUAUAUUCAUUGCCAUUGAGCUUGACAUAAAUUUGAACCAUCAAAAAAAAAAAAACGACCAAUAAUGUCUGAUCAUCAUGAUACUAAAUGUUUAUUGACUAUUCACAAAUCAUUCACCGGUCAAUAUGAUGAUGAACUUUCCAUUGAACAUGGACAGAUUGCACAAUUAAUAAGAAAAUUGGAUAAAUACUGGUAUGAAGUUUAUAUGGAAGACCGUAUUGGAAAGAUUCCAAUCGAUUGUUGUCAUGAAAUACGUGAUGAUUUAUUGGAUAAUUUACGCAUAUCUCUUGAAAUGAAUCAAGUUGUUUUUAUAGCCAAACAUGAUUUCAUUAAUCAAUGUGAAGAUGGUGAUUUAAAAUUUGCUCGUUUUGAAUUAAUAAUCGGUUUUCAUCCCAUCGAUAAUGAUUGGUGGAACGGUACUCGUCUAAGUUCCGUACAACGCCUUGAUAAUCAUUUGAUUGUCGAUGAUGCUAAUUGUGGUAUAUUUCCAUUAACUUUUGUUUGGAAAUUACGAAACGAUCUGCUUCCCGAUUUCAUAUUUGAUCCACGUGGAAUUCGAGUGAAAAAUUUCACCAGUAAACAUUCUAUCGAUGAUAAUAUUGACAAUACUACUGAGAAGCAAAAAAUAUUGUCCAAUGAAUCAUUACAACCAGAACAAAAUAACAACAAUGUCGUUAAUACAACGAAGAAUAAAUAUCUAUUCUAUGUCAAAGUAAUCAAAACAAUGGAAGCACAACUUGAUCAAGAAAUCGAUUUACCUGAAUUGGAUGAAAUAUUGGGCGUAAUUAAAGAAAAUGAUAAACUUUAUUAUGAAGGUGAAUCAUUGUCAAGAAAAAUUUGUGGAAUUUUUCCAAAAAAUUUUGUUGUCAAAACUGACGUUUCGAAUGAUUUAAUUGAGAACUUGACGCAUAAUAAUCAACUUUCCAAUCCCGAUUCUAGCUGUGAUAUUCAUCAAGAUUCUGAUAAUUCUUCAAUAGGAAGAUCACCAGUGCCGCCAUCGUUCAGUCCUCCUCCACCACCGGACAUUUUGGAUAUCUUGAAUUAUAAGAGCGAAAAAUUAUAUGCAAAUAUUGAAUCUAAUAAUAAAAUGGAUUCCGAUAAAAAUUUGCAAAAACAACAGUCAGGAUAUCAAGAUUUGCCGCCUUCAUAUGAAGCAGCUAUGAGUGCCGUUUCCGCUUCACAUUCACAACCUGUUGCAUAUGGUUAUGCUAAUUAUAUGUUCAAUGAAAUGGAACCUUAUGGCAGAGCAUUGUAUGAUUUUGAUGCACAAGAUGAUUCAGAGCUAAGUCUUCGCCAAGAUCAAAUUGUACGAUUGAUUCGUUACUAUGAUCAGGAUUGGAUGGAAGGAGAAAUUAAUGGCCAUAUCGGAUUCUUUCCUCGUAGUUACAUAUCAGUUAUUGUCGAUUGUAAAGAACAAAACGAUAAUUCAGCCCCACAAGUCACGUCGAAGCAAAAUGAUCCCACUCAGAAUCAAGUGGAAGCUAUCGAUUUUCCUUCAAAUUCUAUUGCGAAAAUUCUUUAUGAUUUUGAUGGAGAAAUGGAACAAGACCUAAAAGUUCGUGCCGGUGAUAUUAUAACCAUGUUGAGACGUUUUACCACUACAGAUUGGAUUGAAGCAAAAGAUUCAUCUGGUAAUGUAGGUUUUGUUCAUAUGAAUUUAUGUCAACCAUUCCAUUCUGGUCAAUCUACAUCGAAUGAAUCAGCAGCAGCGGCAACAACAACAACAACAAACACACCACAAACAUUAAAUCUUUAUCCAAAAAUUGAUGAUGAAAAACUCAAAGAUAAACAGUCUAGUUCUAUUCUUGAACCUGGACAAGUUGCGCAGGCUAAACCACAUCGUCGUGCACCAAUCGCACCACGUCGUACUGACGUUUUUCCAACAUUCAAUCAAUUUCUGAUUCAAGAAAAACAAGAACAUUAUCAAUUCGAUUUGGAUGGUAAUGAAGCGUCAUUAGAAACGGAAACAAAUGAUGCAAAUUCCAAAGUUAAAAAUCAAAAACAAAAUCAGCGUGAAUGCGUAAUUACCGAGCUUUUACAAACGGAAAAAGAUUAUUGCCAUGCAUUGAAAAUUUGCCACGAUGUGUUCAAUUCGAGUGUAUAUGAAGCAGAAAAAGUGAACGUAGAUGUCGAACGAUUAUUGUAUAAUAUGAAAAGCAUAAUCGAUGUUUCAAAACAUUUGAUAAAAUCAUUGGAAAAUUAUGCUCAUAAUCGUGCAUACGUUGAUCAAAGGGUUGGCAUUUGUUUUUUGGAUUUAAAAUUCAAAAUUAAUGAAAGCUAUACCCAGUAUUGUCGUAAUCAUGAUUCAGUUCAUUCGCUAUUGAAAUUCUAUGAAGGAAAUUCUAUUUCCCAGAGUUAUGUGAAAAAUUGUCUUGGCCGUAUUCAGAAUCAAACCAAUUGUUUUGAUUUAUCUUCUAUUUGGAUCAAACCGGUGCAACGUAUAUUGAAAUAUCCAUUAUUGUUGAAUGAAUUGAUAAAAUUCACUGAAGAAGAUCAUGUUGAUUAUGAACCAUUGAAGAUGGCCUGUCAGAUGAUCACCGAUAUUGCUACACGUAUAAAUGAACACAAACGACGACAAGAUUUAAUACAAAAAUAUUGUCGUGCAAAAGAUCCAACAUUGGCUGAGAAAUUGAAAAAUCUUUCAAUGCAUUCAGUAUGGAAAAAAAGUUCACGAUUCAAAUAUCGAUUUCUUUCAGCGUUACCGUUUUCAUCCGGUACCAAAGACAAAGAUUAUGAUGCUGCUUUGCAUUCAUUUCAAGAAGUGGAUAAAAUUAUUCGUUCAUUUCUCAAAGAUAUGAAAGAAUAUAUGGAUGCCAUGGACAAAUACAAUAUCGAAUUAUUAUCCACAAUGGAAACCAUUGUUGAAUAUUGUGAUUUUAAACGUCAUCCUCGUUUUAAUAUUGAACAGAUUCGUGAAAAAUAUCUUCUCAUGUAUCAUGAUCAAUUUAAAAUUUACAAAAAAGGCAUAGAAUCUAAGGUUAUUAAACCAUUGAACAUAUUGUUGCAAAAAUUUGCUAGCCCCAUACGAUUAAUUAGUAAACGUGAUGAUAAACGUGUCGAUUAUGAGGCUAGUUUGAAAUCAUCGAAAAGUAAUGCUGAAAAUACAAAUUUAUUGAAAAAUACUUUUGAAGCCUUGAAUCAACAAUUGAUUGAUGAAUUGCCUAUGCUUGCCGAUACUUCUUUACAAAUUCUGAUCAAUUGUAUACAAGCAUUCCUAUCGGAACAUAAACGUUUUGUUGGUUUGAUGGCCAAACAUCAAUUAGAGUUGCAUGAAUUGCCCAUAGUGAACAAUACAUCUUUUGAAUUCUUUUCGGAUAUUGAUGAAACAUUUCGCGUUAAAUAUAAUCUCAAUUUUAUACAAAUGUUGAGAGAAUUUUCAUUAUUACAUACGAGCAGCUUCCAAGAAUCAUCUACAUCCACAUUAUCAUCAUCAUCAUCAUCAUCAUUGACAGCAUUCACUCGAUUUGGUUCGAAACGUAAUAGUAAUACAUGGAAAAAUACUUUACCAAUAAAUAAAACAUAUCAGCCCGAUACUAAUCAAUCGCAACAACAAAAACCUAGGAAAUCAUCAAUUACGAAUCAAACACAACAACAAGAAUCUGAUCGUCAAAUACUCCAAAAUAAAUAUGAUUCACAACAUUUAUUCACGGUUAUUAAAAAUUAUGAACCAUGCGAUAUCCUUGAAAUUGGUGUCCAACAAGGUGAUUUGAUUGGUGUAAUCAAAUACAAAGAGCCUACUGGUAGUGAAAAUCGUUGGUACAUUGAUCGUGGAUUCAUUCAAGGUUUUGUUCCAAGAAAUUUAUUAAAAUCAUAUCGGCCAUUUCCAAUGGAUAGCCAAAAACAACAACAACAACAAUGGCAACAACAAGAAUCAUCAUCAUCAAAUCGUUAUGAUCAAGUUGCCGAAGAUUCGAUAUCGAUUCCAGAUCCUAUUGAACCACAACGUUAUUAUUCAACAGUUCCAAUAGAAGAAACAAUUGAAAGUGAUCAAUCAUCAUCAUCAUGUUUAUUAUUAUCAUUAGAAGAAAUUGAUUCGAAUAAAAAUAUGGAAUUAUCAGAAUUUGAUCCAUUGAUGGCACAACAAAUGUCAACAUUAUCAAGUAAUGAUGAAUUUCAUAAUAAAAAACCGUCUGAUGAUGAUGAUGAUGAUGAUUAUUAUAUAGCUGCAUAUCCAUUCAAAGCAGCCGGACCUAAUCAAAUAUCAAUGAAUUUUGGCCAAAAAGUUUUUGUACAUUGUAAACAUGAUACCAGUGGUAAUUCCGAUUGGUGGCUAGUUGGCCAUUCUAAUCAAAAAGGUUAUGUACCUGGAAAUUAUUUGAAAAAAUGAAUGAAUGAAUGAACGUUUUUAACGGUAAUUUUUUUAU
This is a messenger RNA of Dermatophagoides farinae (American house dust mite), 4885 nucleotides long. Its product is annotated as dynamin-binding protein. The record is from RefSeq and is a predicted model, not a curated record. Gene Ontology annotation, molecular function: guanyl-nucleotide exchange factor activity; protein binding. Lineage: Eukaryota; Metazoa; Arthropoda; Arachnida; Sarcoptiformes; Pyroglyphidae. Gene Ontology annotation, cellular component: cytoplasm.